UCAUCAAAAGUGUGUCAAACAUUUGCUCAGUGCAUUCCUCAUCCAUUCAUAUCCAUCGUAGCCCCUGAAACCCUUUUGUUGUGGGCGGUGUCUGCUCAUUCAAUGUGUGUUAUAUGUGGCCAGAGCCACAGCCAGAGAGACAGAGAGCCAGAGCACCAGAGAGCCAGAGAUUAUAUCUGGCUGAGUGAACGCCUUGGCUAAAUGAAAUUCAAUCAGGCUAAUAGCUGGCGUAACCAAUGGUCCAAUGCUCCAAUGCGCCAAUGCGCCAUUGCCUUUGGCUUUGAUUCGAUUAUGUGUCCUCGACUCUGUGCCGCACCACACACAGAAUGCCAGUUGCAUUCAUAACGAUAUGUCGUCGUCGUCCGUUUUCGUUGUCGGGUUGGACAUUUUACUGGAUACAAAAAGUGGCCGUGGCAGCGCUACUUCUGCUCUACGGACUGUCCAAGGUCUUUGGGCUGAUGGCUGCCUCCACGCCGCACAGAGGACGAAGAGUGCGGGAGUCACUGUACUGGCGCAUCCAUGGCUAUGUGAUGCUCAUCUUUGUGGGCUGCUUCUCGCCGAUUGCCUUCGCCUCGGUCUACCAGCGGAUGGCCUUUCUGCGCCAGAACCGCCUGCUCCUGCUGAUUGGAUUUAAUCGCUAUGUCCUGAAUUUGGUCUGCUCCUUUGCCACGCUCUACAUCCACACCACGAAGCAGAGGGAGAUCGUCGGGUGUCUGAAUCAGUUGCUCCGUUGUCGGCGCAGGUUGAAGCGCCUGAUGCACACCCCAGAGCUGCGGCAAUCCAUCGACCACCUCUCCACGAGGAGUAACCUUCUAAUCGUGGGUGUGCUCAUCGGCGUGUACAUCCUGUCGCCGGUGCACACCGUCCAGAUACUCUCUUGGGACCCCGCGGUUAGGGCCAAUUUCCUGUACGCCUUCAGCCUGGUAUUCAUCUACGCCUGCAAUCUGAUCCUGCGGCUCUCCCUGGGACUCUACGUGCUGGCCCUGUUGCUGCUCGACCACCUGGGGCAUCAUUCAAAUCAGCUGCUGGCCAGAAUCCUAGCGGAUGCUGCCUCGCUGCGUCCGCCCUUUGGCUACGGCAUCAUUCGGCGGCGUCAACAGCUCUACCGCAGCCAACAGACUUGGCUGGCCCUCGAGCUCUGGCGCCUGCUCCAUGUCCACCACCAGCUGUUGGCCCUAUACCGCUCGAUAUGCUCGCUCACCGGCCUCCAGGCUGUCUGCUUUGUGGGCCUGGUGCCACUCGAGUGCAUGGUGCACAUGUUCUUCACCUACUUCACGCACUACAGCAAAUUCAUCCUGCGCAAAUACCAGCGACCCUUCCCCUUGAACUAUUACGCCAUGGUCUUCACGGCGGGCCUCUUCACCCAUCUCAUUCUGGUCAUCUUUCUCGCCCAUCGGAUGAGCCGUCGCUUCGCCCACACCCGGCAGGCUCUCAGGAAUGGUGUGCUGGCCCUGCCACCGGGUGGCACAGUCAAACAGCUCAAUCAAACUCUUCACUACUACGGACUGUACCUGAAGAAUGCCGAGCACAUAUUUGCGGUUAGCGCCUGUGGACUGUUUAAGCUGAAUAAUGUAUUAUUAUUCUGCAUUGUGGAGGGGAUGUUGAACUACCUGAUGAUACUCAUACAAUUUGAUAAGGUCAUAAACAAAUAGGCGAGACAACAUCGAGCAAUGACAAGUGCGAUAAAUAAAUACACAGCGAGUGAGAGUAUAAAUUAAAAUGUUCUCUCUCUCGACACUUAAUAACUCAUGGAUAAACAUACGAGCAGAUUAAGAUGCAUGGAAGUGGGAGUGGGAGUGGGAGUGAGGGUGGAGUUUAGCUGUGGGACUG
Drosophila subobscura is the source of this 1830-nucleotide messenger RNA. It is a transcript of the gene Gr77a, whose product is annotated as putative gustatory receptor 77a. Lineage: Eukaryota; Metazoa; Arthropoda; Insecta; Diptera; Drosophilidae. Gene Ontology annotation, cellular component: dendrite; neuronal cell body; axon. The coding region runs from base 327 to 1652 and encodes 441 amino acids. The record is from RefSeq and is a predicted model, not a curated record. Gene Ontology annotation, biological process: sensory perception of taste. The transcript is spliced from 2 exons.